Messenger RNA from Lycium barbarum (goji berry), 1650 nucleotides. RefSeq names its product protein BASIC PENTACYSTEINE4-like. The transcript is spliced from 3 exons. Gene Ontology annotation, biological process: response to ethylene. Bases 263 to 1213 code for a protein of 316 amino acids. Gene Ontology annotation, molecular function: DNA-binding transcription factor activity; sequence-specific DNA binding. Gene Ontology annotation, cellular component: nucleus. NCBI's taxonomy places the organism in Eukaryota, Viridiplantae, Streptophyta, Magnoliopsida, Solanales, Solanaceae. The record is from RefSeq and is a predicted model, not a curated record.
ACAUGUCAUGGCUUUCAUAUGUUUCUUUCUGUCAUUCUUUCCUCUACUUAUAGUUUGGCGUAAUCUUUGAGGCAGAUUUCCACCUUUCUUGCUUGCCAUGCUGCGUCCACCAGAGUUGGCUUUUUGUGCCAUAUCACUGUUCUCUAUUUCUUUUCUUGGAAGUGUAAACUUACCGGAUGACUGUUGAGCAGAGAGCUAGUUGACAUUAGAUCCAGAAAAUACUAUAUAGAGGCAGAUACGAGUCUGCUUCUCAUCAAGCACGAUGGAUAAGAUGGACGAUGGGGGCCACCGCGAAAAUAGGAGACACAGAAUGGAUUGCUCCAGAGGAGGUCAUGCACCGUGGAACAUGGUACCUCCUUACCAGAUGAAGGACCAAGAGGCUAUCAUAAUGAAUACGAAAAUCAGAAUGAUAUUUGCUGAAAGAGAUGCUGCUGUUGAAGAACGGAAUAAAGCGGUGAUUGAAAAGAAGGAAGCAUUCGCUGAGCGAGAUUUUGCAAUCCAGCAGCGAGAUGCCGCAUUUGCUGAGCGAGAUACUGCCAUCAAAGAAAGGGACAAUGCAAUGGCUGCCCUCCACUUUUUAGAAAGUACCAUGAAUGGCACAUUGGGUAGUAGGACACGUGGGACAAAGCGCCCCGGUCAACCUAAAAAUCAUCGCAGCAAUAACACUGAUUCUGUUUGUAUAAAUAGGGAUGUGCCCGUAGCUGAUGCUUUUCCUAUAUCGGCCAUUUCAUCUGAAGCUGCUAAGGCACUCCAAGUAAAACGAUCAAAAGUAAACAAAGGCAUGUCAACGAAGUCAGCAAAAUCUCCAAAGAAGGCAAAGAAAGUGAAUGAAGAUUUGAAUCGGCAUCUUACAACGGAUGGAUCUAAAGCUGAAUGGGAUGCUCAGGAUCUUGGGUCGAUAACCCAGAUCCAGUUUGACGAGUCUACCAUGCCAAUACCUGUUUGCACAUGUACGGGAAUACCAAGGCAGUGUUACAAAUGGGGAAGUGGGGGAUGGCAGUCAUCUUGCUGCACUACAUAUCUGUCAGAAUAUCCACUACCACAAUUGCCAAACAAACGCCAUGCCCGUUUAGGUGGUAGGAAAAUGAGUGGAAGCGUUUUUAGCAGAUUGCUUACAAGGCUUGCAGUAGCUGGCCACGAUCUGUCUAUGCCCAUUGAUCUUAAGACUUAUUGGGCUAAACAUGGUACAAAUCGUUACAUUACCAUUAAAUGAUGCAUCAAUGUUGGUUUAUUGGCUAGUUGCUUUUUCGGAGGGUACAUAUUAGGCCUGGAUGACAGAGAUGCUUGAUAGGUAUCCGAGGAAGGAAACCCAAGAGCUUGACUAUAUGAUCAAAAGCCCUUUCGGAUGUUCAGGAUGACCUGUGCUGUGACUAAAUGCAAUGGAACUGACUUUUGGUUCAGUUAUUUGCAGCACUUUUCUGGUAUUUAUCGUCGGCUAUCUGUUUUUUGGCACUUAAUCUUGUACAAAGGAGUUUCUAGGAAUUGCAGGUAUACUAUUUUGAGCUUCUCCUUAUUCAUAACUAAUAAGAAAGCUUCUAUUUUUCAUGUUUCUUAUCUUAGUCGGAGCUUAACGUGGUCAUUAACUCAUUGCAACUUCUCCUUCUCUGCUCCUGUAAUGCAAGUACUUGCUAAUUUCAUUGAAUUUAACUU